Cyclocybe aegerita is the source of this 1608-nucleotide messenger RNA. Lineage: Eukaryota; Fungi; Basidiomycota; Agaricomycetes; Agaricales; Hemipholiotaceae. The record is from the annotation of a GenBank genome assembly.
UGAAAAGGGAGGACCAAGUCGAGGCUGUUGACUUUUCUUUCCGCUCUCUCUCCAGUUUCCUGCGCGCUGCCGCCCCCACACCCUCGUUUGCACCAACCGUCAUGAAACUUCACGCAGUCGCUCUCUUCUCCGCACUACAGCUCACCGCUAUCAACGCCGAGCGCCUAAACCCAAGGCAUGCACAUCUCAAGCGCCAGGUCGACCCAAGCCCAAGCCCUUCUGCUCCGACCACGCCUACUCCAGCUCUUCCUCCUCCUCCUGCCACGACUCCGGCAGCUCCGGCGCUGCCUUCUCCGGACACCACCACCCCCGCACAGGCCACACCGCCCGUCGUGAACCCAGUCGACCCAGUCACCCCGCCCGUCUCAAGCUCGACCUCGACAGGACCUCCGCCCUUGGAUACUGGCACCACUAUCCCACCUCUCGCGAGUAUCAGCCUCGGCAUGGCCACCAAGGCGCCAUUGCCAGCCACGACCACCUACCUGCCCGGCGCAACCCCGCCCCUCUCAGGAGCACCCGUCCUCCCGAGCCCGCGCGUUCUUGGCACUUGGCCCGCCCAGGACAAGGUUCCCGAAACCGGCUCGGCGGAGGUGCAGGCGUGGAUGAAGGAGCUCGAUGGGUACGAUAUUCCCGACCUCAACCCCACCGUCGAUGGCUCCUGCGGUGGCGACCCCGCUGCUGCUGCUGACGCUGCCAACCGUGGUUGGUGGACGUGUGGUGGCCACACCCGCGAUACUGGUAUUGUUGCUUGCCCUGAUAAGCUUACCUGGGGUGUCAGGUUUGACGAUGGCCCCUCUCCUUACAGUCGAGUUCUGCUUAAUUACCUCGAAGAGAAGGACAUUUCCGCCACUUUCUUUGUCGUCGGUUCUCGUGUCAUCGAACGUCCUGCUCUUUUGAUCGAGGAGUACAUGGCUGGUCAUGAGAUCAGUGUCCACACCUGGUCGCACAGGGCUCUGACCACCCUCACCAAUGAGCAAAUUGUGGCUGAGCUGGGCUGGACUCGCAAAGCCAUCAAGACCGUUCUUGGAGUCACUCCUACCACCAUGCGUCCUCCUUACGGUGAUAUCGAUGACCGCGUACGUGCCAUUUCCCUUGCCAUGGGCAUGGUUCCUAUUAUGUGGACGCGCACUCCCGACGGUGGCAAGUUCGACACCAACGGCUGGAGAGUCGCUGGUGGAAUCGUCAACGGAACGGAGUCCUUCAGCACCUUUGAGCAGAUCCUUUCCAAUGCCACUGCGCUCGACACCGGCUUCAUCGUCCUCCAACACGACCUAUUCGAGAUCACCGUCGACCUCGCGGUUGGCUACACCCUCGACUACGCGCUCAACCACCAGCCCAGGUUUAACGUGAAAGCCAUCGGAGAAUGCCAAGGCUUCCCAACCGGCGACCUCUACCUCGAGACGAACCAAAAUACAACUUUCCCGUACCCCAACACGACCUCGGCCGGCAUCGACACUGACGGCGACGGGACUGUCGACACCAAGUCGGGCGACGGUGGCUCGACGGCCAGCAGCAACACUACGACUGGCGCGGGCUUCGUCAAUACCGCCCCGGUCCUAGCGUCAUUCGUGUUGGUUGGCGCGGCGCUGAUUAGUUCCUUGCUUUGAG